Diversispora eburnea is the source of this 414-nucleotide messenger RNA. Lineage: Eukaryota; Fungi; Glomeromycota; Glomeromycetes; Diversisporales; Diversisporaceae. The record is from the annotation of a GenBank genome assembly.
AUGUUGCGACAACUUCAAAAAUACGCUAUUCGCUCUUCAAGAGUAAUUUCGGCAACAUACCGUUUACCGCUUUUCACUCAUCAGCCUAUAAGUGGCAAGUUGCUAAAUGAAAUAAAACCUGCCUCAAGAUUAAAUAUGCAUCGAGAUGUUUCCAGGCGGUUCUUUGGUGCUAGACCACGUCCUGGAGAUUGGCAAUGUAAAGCUUGCGGAGUAAAUAAUUUCGCGUAUCGAACUGAAUGCUUCGAAUGUGGUGAAAAAGUUCAAGAUCGAGAAGUAGCUCCUGGUGAUUGGGUUUGUCCGAAAUGUAAUUUUUAUAAUUUCCAAAGUCGAUUGGCGUGCUUCAAAUGCCAUACACCAGCUCCUUCCUUUGCAAACGAAAGCCAAAGUGAUAGCGUCGAACCUACUAAAUUGUAG